This is a messenger RNA of Aspergillus nidulans FGSC A4, 808 nucleotides long. RefSeq names its product protein hmgX (gene hmgX). Lineage: Eukaryota; Fungi; Ascomycota; Eurotiomycetes; Eurotiales; Aspergillaceae. The record is from RefSeq and is a predicted model, not a curated record. The coding region runs from base 50 to 808 and encodes 252 amino acids. The transcript has a single exon.
UUUCUUCUCACAUCCAGAGAUUAGGUUAUACCAACACUAAGCUAGCAAAAUGUCCGCAACGACAAUCAACUCCUCCAAACCCUCCCUAACAACCAACGACUCCGCCGUUCUACAAGCCCUCUUCGACGCCGAAUCCUCACCAUCCUCAGCAGUGACAGUUGACUUAAGCCUUCCUCAGCUCCCAGCACACCUGGGUAUCUCUCUUGAAGAACACACGGCUCUGCAAGCUCGCGAGAGAGAGAUUAUCACCCCAUUAGCAUCGACAACACAGCCGACACCGGAAACCAGCCAGGUUCAAUCCGCAAUCAAUGCCCUCGAUGCCAUUAUCAAUGAAUACCCAAGAUACCCAUCCGCUUACGCAAAUCGAGCUCAGGCUCUGCGAAUGUUGAUCGAUGACGAAAACGAGCUUAAGCAGAAAUCCGCUUCAGAAACAGCCUCCCGUCUCUCGUCUCUCCUCUCAGAUCUAGGCAACGCAAUUACUCUCGCCACUCCUCUCUCACCCGCAGAUGCUGUCUCCACGAGUCAGGCAAGGCUCUUAGCAGACACUCAUACACACCGCGCCUACCUUCUCCUGAAGAUAUCGCGGCAACUCAGGAACGGUGACGAGCAUGAAAUCAAGUUUAUCCCUGAUACAUUGAAGGAGAUCGGUUCCGAGGGUCUAGAAGAAAUGGCAAGCCGUGACUUCUUCUUUGGCGGCCGGUAUGGGAAUAAAGUUGCGCAGCAGAUGGCUGUGCAAACGAAUCCGUAUGCGAAGAUGUGUGGGGCAAUCGUGAAGGAGGCGAUGAGGAAGGAGGUUGAGGGCGUAUAG